Molecule: messenger RNA, 2505 nt
Organism: Nyctereutes procyonoides (raccoon dog)
Lineage: Eukaryota; Metazoa; Chordata; Mammalia; Carnivora; Canidae
Gene: FPR2
Product: formyl peptide receptor 2
Exons: 2
Coding region: 105-1160 (351 amino acids)
Biological process (GO): inflammatory response; positive regulation of cytosolic calcium ion concentration; complement receptor mediated signaling pathway
Cellular component (GO): plasma membrane
Molecular function (GO): complement receptor activity; N-formyl peptide receptor activity
Source: RefSeq, a predicted model, not a curated record
CUCCUCCCCCUUUGUUCAAUAAAGUGUCUGCCCAACUUGAGUCACUCUGCAAGAAGCCAGGAACUAACAAGAGAAAAAGGAUCUCAGCCAGUGGUGUGGGCAAGAUGGAAAACAACCUCUCCAUCCCUCUGAAUGGAUCCGAAGAGAUGCUCCAUGAGUCUGCUGGCUACAAGGUUCUGCAUAUCCUGCCAUUGGUGGUGCUUGGGGUCACCUUUGUCCUUGGCAUUCUGGGCAAUGGGCUUGUGAUCUGGGUGGCUGGAUUCCGGAUGGCACGCACAGUCACCACAAUCUGUUACCUGAACCUGGCCUUAGCUGACUUCUCCUUCACUGUCACCCUACCAUUCCUCAUUGUCUCAAUGGCCAUGAGAGAACUGUGGCCUUUUGGCUGGUUCCUAUGCAAGGCAGUUCAUAUUGUGGUGGACAUAAACCUGUUUGGAAGUGUCUUCCUCAUUGCUUUCAUUGCCCUGGACCGCUGUAUUUGUGUCCUGCAUCCAGUCUGGGCCCAGAACCACCGUACAGUAAGCCUGGCUACAAAAGUGAUCAUUGGACCUUGGAUUCUUGCCCUAAUCCUUACCUUGCCAGUUUUCAUCUUCUUGACUACAGUAAAUGAUGGAACAGGGAAUAUAUACUGUACUUUCAGUUUUGCAUCCUGGGGCAACAGUAUUGAAGAGAGGUUGAAGGUGGCCAUCACCAUGUUGACAGCCAGAGGGAUCAUCCGGUUUAUCAUUGGCUUCAGCAUGCCAAUGUCCAUCGUUGCUAUCUGCUACGGGCUCAUUGCUGCCAAGAUACACAAAAAAGGCAUGAUUAAAUCCAGUCGUCCCUUACGGGUCCUUACUGCUGUUGUGGCUUCCUUCUUUCUCUGUUGGUUCCCCUUUCAACUGAUUGCCCUUUUAGGCACAGUCUGGCUCAAAGAGAUGUUGUUUGAAGGUAAGUACAAAAUCCUUGACCUCUUGGUUAAUCCAACGAGCUCCCUGGCCUUCUUCAACAGCUGCCUCAACCCAAUGCUCUACGUCUUCAUGGGCCAAGACUUCCGAGAGAGACUGAUCCACUCCCUGCCUGCCAGUCUGGAGAGGGCCCUUAGUGAGGAUGUAACCCAGACCACUGACACAACAGCCAAAUCUGCUUUACCAUCUGCAGAAGCAGAGUUACAGGCAAUGUGAGGGGGCUGAGAGCCAUUUUUUAGCUCUGCAUGCUCCUACCGUGCUCGCAUUUUCAGCUUCACAUUACCAUGGGUCAUACUGAAGCACUCAUCCUGAAAAAUGCUUUGGUGUUCCUUGAUUUGGGAGGGAAAAAGUGACAUAGAUGUUAUUUUGAUUUUGGACCUCAGCCUGUACCCUGGGAUAAGUGGAGCCUGUCAAAGAGUACAAGAAAGAAAAGAAAGUGAUAGGGUGUUUGUAAAGUUUACUUAAGAGAGUAUAGUAGGGGGAAAACGUUUUUUAUUUCACCAUUAAAAUUUUGCUUAGGGUUUUUAAAAAGCUGUUUUUAAUCAGAUUAUAGAAAUUUCUUUGUAUUCUUAGUUUUAGUACUUAGUUUUAGUUUUCUUUUUUAAAAUCAUGAAUAGCUAUUGGAUUGUAUAUCAUGCAUUUUAUGUGUAUAUGAAGAUGAUCAUUUAGUAUUAUCCUUUUAUUACACAUUACACUGAUUAAUUUCUGCAUGUUAAACUACCCUUGCAGUCAUAGGAUAAGCCACACUUAGUCAUGAUGUAUUUGUUCUAUUUAUAAAUGAUCUCACUAGAUUUGUUUAGAACUUCUGCAUUUAUGUGUAUGUAAAGAUGGGUCUAUUUUCUUUCCCUUAGUGUCCCUAUCACCUUUUACACGAAACUUCUAAUGGCCUCCUAAACAGACCUGGGAAGAGAUUCCUCUGACUCUUUUCUUUCAUAAAUGUUUAGACUUUCACCAGUGAAGCCAAUUGGCCUUGGGUUUUCUUUCUGGGAAGGCUUUUAGCAAUGAGUUCAAUUUCUUUAAUAGUUAUGUCCCAUAACUAUUUCUAUUUCCUCUUCUGUCAAUUUUGGUAAACGGUGACUUUCAAGGAAUUUAGCCAUUUCAUCCAAACUGUCAAAUCUAUUGGCAUAAAACAGUAUAAUAACUGUAUAUAGUAUUUGGUAUGGUUUCCUUCACAUAAUGGGAGUGAUGUAACAUAACUAAGCUAUCUGAAGGCAGGGAUUUUGGUCCAUAUGUUCACUGAUGGAUCCCUACACCUAUAUGUAAAAUAGUGCCUAAUGAGUGACAGAUGGAUACUCAAUAAAUACUGAAUUAACGAAUCAAUAACAAAAGUGUCAUCUAAAUGUCAAGUAAAAACCUUUAAUGUCUAGCUAAAAUGACCUCUCACCCUCAUUUUAUGAAUUGAGAGUACCCAGGGAAUUCUCACUGCAGUUUACAAUAUUUACAAAUUCCCAUGUAGUUUAUGUUUUUAUGAACACCUCUGGUUUUGAGUUUCUGCUUCAAGUAAAGCACUUUGGAUGUUGCCUGGUGCUUUUCUUUUGGAAAAAAGUCAGUCCAAGAUAGU